CUCUUCUGAUAGUGAUUUAACAUUUACUUCAUUCCACGUGUAGAACAAAAGAAAUAAUAAUAAACUCAACGUUUCUAAAUCGUUAGCUUCGUAAUAUAAAACCCGUCAUUAAAAUUAAAACUGCUGGAGCAAAAGUGUCGUUGUCGCAGCUGACAGUCAGCUGGCGGCCUUUGACAGUUGAGAAAAGUUUUGUUUCAAGGGGCUACUAAUAUGUUAAUUAGCUCUCGGAGUGUGCGACCCUAUUGGCUCUUCGUCCGAGUCAAUUUCCCUUUUGCAGCCUGACGUCAGGGCAGCUACAAUGCUCUUAAACUCAUCUGCUGUGUGAUCCCUCUAAAAAAUCGCCCCACCAGUCAGCGGCUCGUAACGUGCGAGGCUGCGUUUGCUCCCUUGCUUUUCGGCUUCUUCUCUGCCUCUCCGCUUGCGCAAUGAAGAAACCGUAAAGUGUUAAAUGUUUGAAAUACAAAACCGCCGAAUUUCACAUGCUGAAAAGGGACUCCGCUACUCGUGCGCGCGGCACUGGUGUGUCUGUGCAAUAGACUCUGCAAAGACAAACUACUCUCACACGCCUGCAAGUCCGCGGCUGCAAAAAGGACGCUGAAAAGCUAAUUUUUUUUUUCAGUUUCAAGACAAAACGCUUAAAAAAUCAAACUGGCUCACGUUCUUUCCAACCAACCCAGUUUGACAGCUGCUCUUCACCCCGCUUGGAGGACUGUCAGCAGCAGCAGCAGCAAGAGGAUGGCAUCAGAGCUGGCAAUGAGCAACUCCGACCUGCCCACCAGUCCCCUGGCCAUGGAAUAUGUUAAUGACUUCGAUCUGAUGAAGUUUGAAGUGAAAAAGGAGCCGGUGGAGCCCGAUCGCAACAUCAGCCAGUGCAGUCGCCUUAUCGCCGGGGGAUCCUUGUCUUCCACCCCGAUGAGCACGCCUUGCAGCUCGGUGCCCCCUUCCCCAAGCUUCUCGGCGCCCAGUCCGGGCUCGGGGAGCGAACAGAAGACACACAUAGAGGAUUUCUACUGGAUGUCCGGUUACCAACAGCAGUUGAAUCCAGAGGCGCUGGGCUUCAGCCCCGAAGACGCAGUCGAGGCGCUGAUCAACAGCAGUCACCAGCUCCAGUCUUUCGAUGGCUAUGCCAGGGGCCAGCAAUUUGCUGGCGCAGCCGGAGCAGGAGGCACCAUGGCCGGGGAAGAGAUGGGUUCCGCCGCAGCGGUGGUGUCGGCAGUUAUCGCUGCGGCAGCCGCCCAGAACGGAGCGCAACACCACCACCACCACCACCACCACGGCCACCACCAGGCACCGGGCGUCCAGUCCAACGGCACUUCUGGGACAAAUCAUCCACACAUGCGCUUGGAUGAUCGGUUUUCAGAUGAGCAGCUGGUCACCAUGUCAGUGCGGGAGCUCAACCGGCAGCUACGGGGGGUCAGCAAGGAAGAAGUGAUCAGAUUGAAACAGAAGAGGAGGACCCUAAAGAACAGAGGCUACGCUCAGUCCUGCCGCUUCAAGCGGGUCCAGCAGCGGCACGUCCUGGAGGGAGAGAAGACGCAACUCAUGCAGCAGGUCGACCACCUAAAGCAGGAGAUCUCCAGGCUGGUCCGGGAGAGGGACGCGUACAAAGAAAAGUAUGAGAAGCUCAUCAGCAACGGCUUCAGAGAAAAUGGAUCCAGCAGUGACAACAACCCCUCAUCCCCGGAGUUUUUCAUGUCAUCGAGAAAAUUCCUCCAUCUGUGAUUUCAGGCCCCAAUCCUUCACGCCCUCGGAUCCCUGAGAUAACCCAACAACUGAGCAGUGAUGACAUCAGAGCGGCUGACCAAUCGCAACAAGACAUCUACAAAGCACAACAUUCAAACUGACUUCACUGAGGAACAACAGACAAGACCUGCUAGAAUCCCUCGAAACCCCUCACAGUGAAACUCUCGAAGGCCUCUUACUACUCCUGUUCCCCUCCCUGAUAUUUUACCUCCAGCUUUUUUCUACAAAACACGAAAAAAAAAAAAAAAAAAGAAGAAGAAAAAAUAACAGACAGACUCAUUAUCAUGUGGUGGCAAACGUCGCUGGAUAUAUACAUCGGAAAGACUAUUUUCUCUUCGUUGGGAUGAUCACUGAUGCAUGCUGUAAAUAGAUCAUAAUAAAGCCCUAUUCUUAUUCCUAAUAUAAGAAACAUACCAAGUUGCUCUCACCAAAUUCAUAAACCUUCAUUACUGUGGAUAGAGUACUCAUGGUUUGAUAUUUUCCAUAUAAAUCCAGUAUUACCUAUUCAGAGCCCACGUGAUUAUCAUUUCAAAUAUCUUUUCUCGAGUCUUUGGAGUUAUUUGGACUUUAAAAAUCAUACUCCUUAUUCUUCUUAUUCUCUUUACGUAACAGCCUAGUCUUCCUCUCCAAUAUCCACGCUAGUACAUGUAAAUAGAGAUGAAUGAACACAAGAGCAUGGACCAGACUAUAGUGUAUAUUUACCACCCAGUUAGAUCACCAAUCUCAGUAUGUGGAUACUUCAGACAACCUUUUUAAAAGUUUAGAAUACUUGAACUUGUUUUCUGAUAGAAAUAGUCCCAGGUAUCUGGACACUUUUCCUAUGUAUUUGAAUAGAUGCAUAAAGGCAUUAGCUGUAGGUAAUGUUGUUAUCCGACGACCUCACUUGGAAACUGAGGCAGGACCCUUUGGUGUCAUCAAUCAGUUACACUGGUAAGCAAACUGAAGGCAUGAAUCUGACAUUACUUUUAAAAACCGGUCAAUCAUUUACUAUUUUCUCCCAGUAUCGACUUAUUUAUUAUUUCCCUUUGCAAUAAUUACCCCCCCUCCCACACAGACAGUCUCCAUGUCCAAAUUGUAACUACUAUAGCAAAGAAGCUGUCAGAGAAGGGAAAAGGACACUUUUUUUUUUAUUUUCUCAGUUUGAAACAGUGCUCCGAUCCUGAGCCUGAACACGAAGGGGGAAAAAGAGCACCUCGCUGACUGCAAUGUAGACAUGAGGACUCUCACCUCCGUCACCAGUGGACUGUGAGGAAAAACCAAAUGGACCGACAGACAACAUGCCAAGCCAAUGAACAGACGAUCUCAAAGAUCAGCCCCUCAUCAGUGAAGACAGGAACCCUUUGCAUGGACAACAGGGAAAAUACUAGUGUAUGAACACCUCAUCUCCACCAUCAUGCAUCCUCUACCUCUCCGUGUGUGCUGUGCAUCGAGGAAUCCAUAUCUUUUUAGAGAUCCCCCCUCUAAUGUCCCCACAGUCCACUUUACUGCUGCAUGUCCCCAUAGAGCCUCAUGAGGAGGGUCCCAGCGUUGAAUGCUACUGACGAACGCUUAUGGCAACGGGGAAAACAAAGCAAACGCUCAAUUUGAUAGAAAUGCACUCACACAUAUGAGCGCAUGCAUACGGAUGCACAAGCAUACACAGCACCACUCGAAUAUGUUGCUGUAUAUAUGUACAGCAUGUAUAGUCUCAGAUGCUGUACUUUGCAUGUUGACUUGUAGAUGGAACGUGACCAUUAUUCAUAGGAGAGGACGUGCAGGUGGUCAGGGGGCCGUCUGUGUGAGUCAACCCAAGCUCUUUGUCAUCUCCCGACUUUGAUUUCUGGAAAUGUACAGUAACUUGACAGAAACAGAUUCAAGUCUCCCGUUCCCGUUGUGAGAGGUUGUCUUCUGCCAAACCGCAGUGCUGUGCACUCUUUGAAGGGACACUCUUUGAACCUGGCCACAGUGAGUGUGGGUAGAAGAAGAGAAGAAGGGGGAAAGGCAAACUGGGGCGCUCCAAUUAAGUGGCAGCACACAACGUGGCAUGGGGCAUCCUGCCAGCAACUGUCUAUUCAUCCCGUGUCAAAGGGAUUUGCACGUCUCAAUGAGUCCACGCACCGACAGAGGAGUCUGAGAGCAGAGAAAGGAGGCGAGGAUUGGCAGAAAUGAGAGAGCAAGAGGUCAUUUUGACCAAAAUUUAAGGUUGUGCUGGGAUUAUGUAGAAGUAUUUUACUGAUCUGACCUCGUUUUCUUUUUUUUUCUUUUUUUUUUUCUUAUGCAGCUCUCUGAGCUGGUAUGACCUCCCGUCCAGUCUGAGGUUAACUGUGUGUUAAUGAGCGUGGCUCUCAGCUCACCCAGAUGUUCAGCCUCAUGGUUAAAUACCUGUUACCCUCUGUGAUUCUUCGAUGCCUGCCCACACAUCUGUACAGAAACAGCUUCACCGAGUGAAAAAUGACACUGAGUAGAGAGGAACUCUGUAGAACAGCUGUGUUUCCCCUUUUUGACACAAAAUAAUAAAAAUUCUGAUCGAG
Messenger RNA from Mugil cephalus (flathead mullet), 4253 nucleotides. It is a transcript of the gene mafa, whose product is annotated as v-maf avian musculoaponeurotic fibrosarcoma oncogene homolog a (paralog a). Bases 736 to 1722 code for a protein of 328 amino acids. Gene Ontology annotation, cellular component: nucleus. NCBI's taxonomy places the organism in Eukaryota, Metazoa, Chordata, Actinopteri, Mugiliformes, Mugilidae. Gene Ontology annotation, biological process: regulation of transcription by RNA polymerase II. The record is from RefSeq and is a predicted model, not a curated record. Gene Ontology annotation, molecular function: DNA-binding transcription factor activity, RNA polymerase II-specific; RNA polymerase II cis-regulatory region sequence-specific DNA binding. The transcript has 3 exons.